AUGUCUUACAGUUUUGCAAAUUCCAUGUGUCAAAUUUGGACUGGCUUCGUCAAGUCGUACUCCAGAACGCACGCGACUAUCUCUCAAUCCCUGCUUCGUUCUUUCCACUCUUCUCGAAUUCAAAACGCUACAGAGUCCAAGGAUCAAGAGUCCGGGCAGGAAGAUGCCGGGAAAGAAGCCUCCAAGGACAAAAGGCGGGAGUAUGCGCGGAAGUAUCAUCAAAAGAUUCUGAACGACCCGGAACGUCUACAACGCAAAAGGCAGCAAUGGAGGCGCUGGUAUGCUAAAAACUAUCCUAACAAUCCUACGCUCCAACAGAAAAGACUAGAGAAUGUCAGACGCUGGCGAGAUGCGCAUCGAGACGAACACGUCAACAACUAUCUCAACGACGCAGCGUACCGCGAAGCCUACCAGAAGGGCAAUAAACACAAUAAAGCCUCGGAUGAAAAGAAACGUGUUCGAUUAGAGCAGAACGUCGACAAUUGUCAACAGAUCAUGAAAUUUUGUCAAUGGAUUUCUCACACAGAAUGGGCUCGUCGAAUGGCUUGGGAGACGCAUGAGCUCCUUUGGAACGAGACUGGAAAGACUCCAGGACUUUGUGCAUCUUGCAAAAGUGUAUACACACGCAAGUUCUGGUGGCAACGUAAGAAGUCUGAUGAGAAGUCUGGUGAAAAACUUCUUGACUGCCACAAUUGCUUCUGUCACAAGGAUUGGGAGAAGGCCAUGCCAAUUGGAAUGAGAGGUCAUGUCUUUGGAACUGGCCGGAUCCGACAGCCAGACUGGACUAAAUAUCCUCCACCAUCUUCGUCCAAAUCCUGA
Messenger RNA from Aureobasidium pullulans EXF-150, 819 nucleotides. RefSeq lists its product as uncharacterized. The record is from RefSeq and is a predicted model, not a curated record. NCBI's taxonomy places the organism in Eukaryota, Fungi, Ascomycota, Dothideomycetes, Dothideales, Saccotheciaceae. The coding region runs from base 1 to 819 and encodes 272 amino acids. The transcript has a single exon.